Poecilia latipinna (sailfin molly) is the source of this 1792-nucleotide messenger RNA. RefSeq names its product early growth response protein 2b-like. Bases 126 to 1244 code for a protein of 372 amino acids. Gene Ontology annotation, molecular function: RNA polymerase II cis-regulatory region sequence-specific DNA binding; DNA-binding transcription factor activity, RNA polymerase II-specific. The record is from RefSeq and is a predicted model, not a curated record. Lineage: Eukaryota; Metazoa; Chordata; Actinopteri; Cyprinodontiformes; Poeciliidae. Gene Ontology annotation, biological process: regulation of transcription by RNA polymerase II. The transcript has 2 exons.
CCGCUAAAACGACCAGAGAGGCGGAGAAAGGAGCGGGGUUAGUGGACAGCAUGAAGGGACCCGCCGAGAGCCGCUAGCAGCGGACCGGGGACACCGUGUUAGAAACCCAGCUGAAGAUCCUCGGGAUGAGCGCGAAGGUUCUGCUGGAGGGAGUUUCUGCGUCUCUGAGCGGCGUGGUGGACACGGCGGAGGGGGGGCUGACUGUUUUUAAGGAAGAGCCGGUGGGAGAGGAGGAUGGAGGCGGUGAACUGCUGUUCGAGGGGAGGAGCACACCUGAGCUGCAGAUCCACGGAGAUCUGGCGCAGUACGCGGCCACUUUACGCACGUUCAGCGGGCGGUUCUCCGUGGACUCCAGGGGGGCAGGAGCGCCGUGGGCACCCGGAGACCCCAUCGACGUGGUCAGCGCUGACAUCAUCGCAGCCGCCCCGGAGUCCGGGUCCGCGCCGGAUAUUUACGCACCUGGAGGAGGAGGCGGCAUGGCGCACGGCCCGCCGGACAUCAGCCACAUGUACGCGCACCCCCACCCCGCCCCGUCCUACUCCUGCAGCGGGGAGAUGUACCAGGACCAGUCCGCCGCGGGCUACCUGGCGCCGCCCACCUGCUCCGGGUCCUACCACCCCCCGCAGCCCUACAGCUCCGCGCCCAAACCCGGCGUGGACGGCCCCGCGCUGCUCUCCAUCAUGCCCGAGUACGGCGGCUUCUACCAGCAGAGCUGCCAGCGGGACCUCCAGUCGGCCUUCCCGGACCGGAAGUCCCUGCCGUACCCGCUGGACCCGCUCAGGGUGCCGCCGCCGCUCACGCCGCUCAACACCAUCAGGAACUUUACGCUGGCCGCUCCACCCGCGGCCGUGGAGGGCCCGAUGUCCGCGGCGUUCCCCACCCACCAGAACCUCCCUCUCAGGCCCAUCCUCAGACCCCGGAAGUACCCGAACCGGCCGAGCAAGACGCCGGUCCACCAGCGGCCGUACCCGUGCCCCGCGGAGAGCUGCGACCGGCGCUUCUCCCGGUCCGACGAGCUGAGCCGACACCUGCGCAUCCACACCGGCCACAAGCCCUUCCAGUGCCGCAUCUGCAUGCGCAACUUCAGCCGCAGCGACCACCUCACCACGCACAUCCGCACGCACACCGGGGAGAAACCGUUCUCCUGUGAGCAGUGCGGGAGGAAGUUUGCGCGCAGCGAUGAGCGGAGGCGACACAUGAAGAUCCACCUGCGGCAGAAGGAGAAAAGGUCCUCCGCCUCCUAAAAUCUACGAUAAUUUAAAAGAAAUCGUUGUUUUUCUGCAAAAACCAGAUUUUCGUUAUUUAUGAACUUAAUCUGCAAAAAUGAGCAGAAACUUCCACCAAGUUUAGUUUAGAUGACAGAGAAUAGAUUGAGCAGCUAGAAGAGUCUCACGUUCUGGUGCAGGACCUUCCUGUCUGUGUUCUGAUGCUCUCAGGGAUCCAAACAGCCCAGAUUAGACAUGAACUCAGCAACAUGUGGCUCCAUCAUCUCAAAGGCUCAAAUCCCAACUUCUUCAUGCAGUAAAACGGUAGAAUCACUUCCUCCACGUAGCUCAGGUGGUCCAGUCUCUGGAAGACAUGUUGAAUGUUUCAGUUUGUUUGCUCAGGACGUGAACUGGAAGGACGAUCUGCAACUUUCACUGGAUUUAAGGUUUUACCUGAUGAAUGUAGGAGGAGACGUCUGAGUCCAGGCGGAAACGCUUCUGUCGUGCUGCAGAGUUCUUAUGCAAACGUGACGAGCACUAAAGCAGCUUCUUGUUGAUGCAAAUAAAUGUUGGUUUUGUUCUGGUGA